This is a messenger RNA of Choloepus didactylus (southern two-toed sloth), 1296 nucleotides long. RefSeq lists its product as uncharacterized. The transcript has 7 exons. The record is from RefSeq and is a predicted model, not a curated record. Bases 1 to 936 code for a protein of 311 amino acids. NCBI's taxonomy places the organism in Eukaryota, Metazoa, Chordata, Mammalia, Pilosa, Megalonychidae.
AUGCUCGCCCCAGACAUCCCAGUCCUUAAAGAGCCCAAGGCCUUCACCCUUGAGCUGAUCACCCAGGAGCAGGAGGAGGAGAGGCCCUGUGUGGGGACCCUGCACUGGCUCUCAGCAGGGAGCAUGGUUUCUUUUGCAUUGUCUGCUGCAAGUGCUGGGUCGGAUGAGCGCGGUGACGUCAGAGUGCGGGCGGCGGCGGCAGCGUUUCUCUGUCCCGCCCCCAAGGAGCCGAAGCGGCUGCGGGCGGUCCCCGCGGUGAAGACCAGCCUGUGCGCGGGACGGAGAGGCGACCCCGGCCGGCGCUGGCGGUCCAAAGCGGGGUCGGCGGCGGGGGCGGCAUGCGGCCUAGUCACGCAGAGACUGUGCCUGGUGGAGGACAAGGCUCGGCCACUGGACGUACGGAUCCAACUCUUCAGAUGCUACCAGAUGGAGAUGGAUGGAGCCACACUGAGGGACGCCUUUUACAACCAGCUACCCAGCGCUGCACUCCCCGGGGCCGGUCCAGUCACACGGCAACUGGGGCCGUUCCCCAUGGGGCGGUGCCUGGGCCCUGCCAGGUCCCAGGACAGGGCACUCUCCUAUCUGCGUUCCUCGGCGACCCUGAGAAUGAGGUGCCUCUCGGAGGACUCUGGCCUUGUGGAAUUUGGUUCUUUAAGGAGUUCUGUGACUGACCCAGACCCUUGCUCCGGGGUGGAGGGGUUUUCCAUGUGGCGGAAAGACGGAAGGGUUUGGCACCUGGUUUUGAGGUUUAGCCCCAGCCAAUGGGAACCGCUAAUGGCCUGUUACCCGGGGGACGCCUGGAUUCCAGCAACCAUGAAGGGACAGCGCUGUCCAAUGGGGGUCCUGGGCUGCUCUGUAUCCGUGCAGAAUUGCCUGAAGACCUUGGAGGAAAUGCAGAUUCCCAGAAGCCACAACCCUGAAGUAGUGAGCAGCUAGAGGCACAUGGACCACCUUCUGGUAACAUCCAUGGAGCGGUUAUGCACGUGUUCCAGAGCAGCAGAGUCACUGAGACUAUUUCACAAGACUGAGCAUAGAGGAAGCUUACUGAAAAGAUGCAGCUUUAAAGGAAAAAGAAGAUUUUGGCCAAAAGUCUUCAGGGAGAUGGAAGUCCUGAGCCAGCCUCUGCCCGAUUCUGACUGCACAGAUGUACAUCUUUGCUUCACUGCCUUUCCUUCUUCAUGAUGGUCGUGUGCAGAUUGACCUCAUCUCAAAGCCUUGACUUCCCUCUGCCCCAGAAUCUCUUGCUUAUUGGAGCCUUCAGCAUCUCUCUGAGAAAUAAAAAUAGGACUCACUGUG